Molecule: messenger RNA, 1558 nt
Organism: Blepharisma stoltei
Lineage: Eukaryota; Ciliophora; Heterotrichea; Heterotrichida; Blepharismidae
Source: the annotation of a GenBank genome assembly
AUGAAACUAAUUGGGUUAUUAAUUAUUAUUUUACUCCUAACUCACACAGAUGGAGCUAAAGCCAAAUUCAAAGACAUGAAAAUUAGAAAGAAUGAAUGCUUAAAUUAUGACGCUUGCAAAUUUGACAAAACUGAAAACUGUUUAAAUCGCUGUCUCUCUGAAAAAUGCUACCUUGAGUUCUACGGAAAUAGCCCUUUAAUCCCCCGUGAGCGAAGAAAACUAUUGAGAAGCAACCCUCCGUGAGUGAACAAAAAUUUGUUUAAUAUAAAUUAUUUUUUGAAAAAAAAGUUUGAUAUAUAAGUGCUAAAUAUUAUAAUGAAAUCUUCUGCUAACUCUGUUUCAAUUUAACAGUUUUUUAUUUUAAAACAUAAAUUAAUUGUUUUCGCUUUCCGAUUUUUGAGAAUUAGGAUUUUUUUUAAAUUUGAAAAAAAAUUUAGCGAGCCAAAUUUUUGGAGGGGCGAAGCUGCUCCCCCAUUAAAUCUGAAGGAAAAAUCCUUUUCAAAAUUUUAAAGGGGGGAUAUUUUUUUAAAAAAUUUAUAUUUUAAUAAAAUAAUAUAAUUGAGCACAAUACUUUUAUUUUUAUGAAGAAAUAAUUUUUAAAAAAAUUAAUCGAUUCGGUGUUUAAGCUGUUUAAUAAUAAUAAUAAUUAAGCGAAAUGUGUUUUAAGGUCCCUACUUCCAUGCGUGGCAUUCCUCCGCGCUCCUUAAGGAGCCGUGCCGGCACGAGCGAAAAGGAUGGACUUCCAUCACUGGUUCUCUGAGCCCAGGCCGAAACCCCUGGUUUCUCGGUAGUGGGUUGCCCUAUUGAGUUGUCAGCCGACUGUCGCCGGGCACUACCAUUUCCAACUCAGCCUUCCGCCCCGAAUUACGCCAGUCUUUGCCUCUCGGUUGGCCGGAUCGCCCCGUUUAAUUUGGGGCCCUUUUAACUGGAGAGACCGCCUCUUGGUCGUCUAAUCUGCCUCCCCCUUUUCCAGCUUAUCCGCUUGAGAAAAUCCUCAAUCGCUUCGCGAUUCGGGGCAGACCACAGUAGCAGCUUGAGCAGGUAAGUCGCCCUGCUCCAUUUCGGGCACCCACUGGCUUGGGCGCUGCUGGAAAAAGAAGAUGCUCCUAACUGCCCUAGGAUCUGGACACGAUCAGCGGGUCUGUGUUUGUCCCCGGUCGCCACCAGGGUCCAGAUAUUGCUGGGCUAAGUCGCUUCUUCAGAAAACCAUGCUCGGAUAUACACGGGCUACCGUCACUGAGAGGGCGAGUCGGUCGUCAUACGCCAUUUUAUGUAUAUAUGUGUUUAAGCUGUUUAAAUAGCAUUCUACUUGCACUUUUUUCAUUAAUAUAUGUCAAAAUUAAUUUUACAAAUAUUAGUAUAAUGCUUAAAGGAGGCUCAGGCUAUAUUUUUUCCAAUUUAAAGAGGAUUUACGUGCCCAAAAAAUGAAAAUUGCACCUAUAUUUUGUUGGAGUUAGAAGAAGGCCAAGUUGAUCGAGAAAAAUACAGGGUUUUUAAUGAGUGCUUAAAAAACGAAGAAAAGGAGCUAAGGAAUAGGUGGCGGAACGAAGAAUUAUAG